Limulus polyphemus (Atlantic horseshoe crab) is the source of this 691-nucleotide messenger RNA. RefSeq names its product DNA polymerase alpha catalytic subunit-like. Gene Ontology annotation, biological process: leading strand elongation; lagging strand elongation; mitotic DNA replication initiation. Gene Ontology annotation, cellular component: alpha DNA polymerase:primase complex. Gene Ontology annotation, molecular function: single-stranded DNA binding; DNA replication origin binding; chromatin binding. The transcript has 5 exons. Lineage: Eukaryota; Metazoa; Arthropoda; Merostomata; Xiphosura; Limulidae. The record is from RefSeq and is a predicted model, not a curated record. Bases 29 to 655 code for a protein of 208 amino acids.
AGGUCUUGAUCCCAGUGGUUAUCGAAAGAUGCAGCACCAUCAGGAUGAUGAUGAUGUCUUACUUGGAGGAAAAUCACAGCUAGAUGAAGAUCGUUUUAAGGACUGUGAGAAAUUGUAUUUUACCUGUCCAAAUGAACAAUGCAGAGAAAAACUGCUUGUAGAAAGCUGUUUCAAGAACAAAGCUCCUGAUGGCAAUAGUAUGCUGCUACAAUGUUCAUCUUGUCAGACAUCAGUGUUAAACUAUUGUGGUUAUCUCUCUAAUCAGUUGACUAGAGUCAUUCGCAGUUACAUUCACAAGUACUAUCAGGGUUGGUUACAAUGUGAAGAUGUUGGUUGCGGGCACAGAACAAGAAAACUUCCACUCAAAUUUACAAGAGGAGGACCACUUUGUCCAGUUUGUGAAAGAGCAACCAUUCAUCCAGAGUACACAGAUACCCAAUUGUAUCAGCAACUCAGCUAUUUCCAGAAUGUAUUUGAUUUGAGAAAAGGAACAUCAGAGAAAAUCUUUCCUCGUUUUCCUCCUGAGGGCGAAUCCCUAUAUCGAAGACUGAAAGCAACAGUAGAUAAAACUCUGAAGUCUAAUGCUUAUGGAGUGGUUAACUUGGAGCGACUUUUCGACGGACUUUAUAAGUGUAAACCAACGGUCUGGAGUUAACACAUAAACCUUCACGGGUUUUCUUAGGUAAAGGAG